CCUCUUGGGGACUGAGCAGCACAGGUUAACAAUGCAGUGUGUGCAUGCUCGUUUAUUGACUGAGUGGCAUGACAAAAGAUGCAUUACCUCUCCAUGCUGUGGAGUUUGUGUAAUGAGUGAUCUGAUUGAAUCGCGGGUGUCCAGGAACCGACUAGUAGCAUAGAUGAUAUGUGGGGUAGCUCUAAUGAUAGCUAAACAAUAAACAUUUAGCCACUUAUAGCUAGCUAUUUAGCUAUGACCAUUUAAUAUGUUUGCUGAGUGUUAACGUUAUGCUUGUGGUUGAAUGCAAUCUCUGUAUAUGCAUUUAGGCAAUUUCUUCUGUUACACAGCUGUCAAUCGAAAACGUAUGCACUGGUUGCCAAGUCGUUUGGGCUGUCUUCUCAGUCAGUGACUUUUUUUGCUACACAAGUCUACACUACAUGUAUGUCAAGUUUGUAUUUGUAGCUAAUGACAGUUUAUACAUUUCUUUCAGGCAUUGAUUCUUCAGCCAGAUUACAAAAAUGGUCUGGUUGCCAGAUCCAAAUGUUAUGUAAAGAUGGGAGAUUCUGAUAACGCAUUGAGGGACGCAGAGGCCUCUCUCAAGGACAAAUAAUUCUUAAAGGGUUUGUAUUAGAAAGCUGAAGCUUUAUACACCAUGGGCAACUUUGAGUUUACCCUGGUGUUUUACCACGGGGGGGAACAAACUGUGGCCAGAGCUGCAGGAAUUUAGACUGGGAAUCCAGAAGGCCCAAGAGGCUAUCGACAACUCUGUGGGCAGCCCCUCAUCUGUGAAACUGGAAAACAAGGGGGACCUGUCCUUCUUCCACAAGGCAGAUGAGGUGAAGAAGGGACGGCCGAAGGGGGCUGAUUCACCCCCUGAGAAGGGAGAUGAGGCAGCAGAACAAGAAGACGCCUAAGAGUGAGAAGACGGCCAAGCAGUUUCUGGGAGAGCUCUACAGCGAUAAGGAGUACCUAGAGAAGCUACUGAAAGAUGAAGACUUGGUGAAAGGUAAAAUGCGGGGAGGGGAGAGACUGCAGCACCUCAUCCUCAACUGCAUCACCUAUCUGGACACACGCACUGAGUUCUGGCGCCAGCAGAAGCCCAUCUAUGCGCGGGUGAGAGACCGCAAUCUCAUGCAGCAGAAGUGGAACAAGACCCGGCAGAACCCUCCCUCUGAUCCCACCCGUUUUGUACGCAAGAGCCUGGAAGAGAUCGAUGCAGCUUUGACCGCAGGCAAUGCAGAGAGCAGCCCGAAGAAAGCUCUGGAGGUCCUGAAGUCAGUUCAAUGCUGGUCAGAGGAGGUGGUUCCCAAUAAGAAAGAGGUGCUGGGGAACCUUCACAGCUGCAUUGGGAAUGCCCUGAUUGACCUGUGGGAAAUGGACAGAGCACUAGACAACCAUCAGAAGGACUUGGACCUGGCCAGAUAAUGCAAACUCCCAGACGCAAAGUCAAGGGCACUGCCGAGUGUACGCCAGAAUAGGGAAGUUCCCACAGGCUAUCGAUGCGGAAGUGGAAACUCAAAGUAUAUGGCAUCACAUCUGUGUUUUUAUACGUUUGGAUUGUGUGAUGAAGCAAAUAGUUUUGUUUAAUACAAAGGACUCCUAAUGUAUGUAUUCACUGUGUCAUUCUAUUCACUGUGUUUGUGUAUUUGCUUCUCCA
This is a messenger RNA of Salvelinus namaycush (lake trout), 1639 nucleotides long. RefSeq names its product tetratricopeptide repeat protein 25-like. NCBI's taxonomy places the organism in Eukaryota, Metazoa, Chordata, Actinopteri, Salmoniformes, Salmonidae. The record is from RefSeq and is a predicted model, not a curated record. The transcript is spliced from 7 exons. Gene Ontology annotation, cellular component: cytoplasm. The coding region runs from base 868 to 1407 and encodes 179 amino acids.